Rhopilema esculentum is the source of this 1298-nucleotide messenger RNA. RefSeq names its product cyclin-D1-binding protein 1 homolog. Gene Ontology annotation, cellular component: nucleus. The record is from RefSeq and is a predicted model, not a curated record. NCBI's taxonomy places the organism in Eukaryota, Metazoa, Cnidaria, Scyphozoa, Rhizostomeae, Rhizostomatidae.
UAAUUAUUGAUUGAUCAAUUGCAUCGCUGUUGUUGUUGCAUGAUUGAGAAGUGUUGGUUGUAUUUUCGUUUUGGUCUUGUGAAAAGUUAUUCAGAAUGUCAAUGGAUACGCGAAAAACCACAGAAGUCUUGUUUGACACCUUUGCUGAUCACUUGGCUAAGCAUCUAGAAAAGAUCUGCUUUCAGGGCAACACUGAAGGAAGUAAAGAAGAAAGCCUGGUUGAAAACUUUGAUAGGAGUCUUCACUGGCACAAAUUAGGCCUUUGCUUCCAGUCAAUCUCAAAAGAAUGCACCAAACUUGCUGUUGGAUAUUCGAAGCCUCCUGCACCAGAUCUCAAAGAAUGCCAAUUGUUGAUAGAUUCAUUGAAAGAGGCUAUCAAUGUCUUAUGGGCAUGGUUUGACGCGUUUCCAUUAUCUGAAGGAAAAGCAUUACACCUGGAAUUGGCGAAGCUAGUCCAUUCACUUCUCGAGGCCAUUCAAGCAUUUAUACUGUCGAUAAAGGUUAAUGGUCCAUCAGAAUCGCAUGACCGGUUGCAGAAAACAGGAAAAGUCUGGGAAUAUUGCGAAUUGUUUGAAAAAGUAUCGAAAGACAAUAAAUCAGCUGCUGGAUUAAGACUGUUGCAGGCCUAUCAACUUGCAGACGAUGCAUUUACUGAACUCAAAGAGGAACUCAGUAUUGACGACAAUGAUCCGGAAAACGAAAGCUGGACAGAUCAGGACAAGCCUUUGUUUGAACCAUGUCUUGGCCUAAUUGAGUCAGCGAAGAAAACAUUGAAAAUGAUUGAAAGUUGUAUUAAGGUCAAAGGAGACGUGAAAGACCAGAAAAGCAUCGAACAAUUUGAUUUUAUUGUUGAAAUGGCUGACAAAAUUAGUCCUAGUGUGGAUGAUCUUGUUCUAUCGUUAUACCCACCAGUUGACCAUACCAAUGUCUUAACAAACGCGAAAUUGCUUGCUAGCACUUUAGAAGAGAUUAUUCAGGCUUCAAAAAGUCACCAUUAUAUGGAAGAAAAGUAUUUUCAUUGGCUGGAUGGGAUCAGCAAUGAUUUGAAAAAUCGCGUUUCGGUGCUGUGCGAGUUACCUUGACAAAAAAUAUAUCAGCGUCACUCUAAGAAAUCACGGCAGCUGAAGGUGAUGUCCAAAACGGGGACUUCGUUCGCUGCUGAAGUUCAGAAAGUUCACCCCCUUUCACCAUCAAACCAAGUUCUUAAAGUUCACUUAACAGACAAAGGAGAUAAAGCAUGGCGUGGCAAUAGAAUUGAUUUCGGUUUUUGUUCUACGGAGAUUAUACGGGAAGAGCAG